UAGUUGCCGGCGGGUUCCGCGAGGGGCGCCGCCGUCGCGGCGUCCAGCGGCGCGCAGCAAGUGGCUGUCCGAGGCUGCAGUGCGCGCCCGCCCGCCGCUCCUCGCGACCAGCAGCCAGCAGCCGCCGACGCGCGUUUCACACCCACACACCAGCCAGGCCGCCGGCGACACAGGGUGGACCGUUGCACACCCCAUGGGCGGCUGAUUUGCUUCCGCAGUCGGAGAAAUUGCUUCAUUUUUCUUGGUUGGGAGACUUGUUGGUGGGCUUCUGGAGGCAGUCACCCAUACUGAAGCUGGAUGCUACAUUCCCAAAUACUGUCUGCUGCAUCGCAGCUGCCAUUGACGCCUAUGACGAGAAGCCGUGUCAAGAUCAAUAGUUCGUUUGUAUUACGAACUAGAUACACAGCACGUAGAAAAAAAGUGUACAAUUAAUUACAAGAUCUGCUUCGUUCAUUAUGCUUUCUACAGUAGAUCAUUUCAGACGAACGUGCUGUUUUAAAUCGGUUUACCACGCCUAAAAGUUACCAUGUAAUGCACUUUCAAAUUUCCUCGUGAAUAAACACUUUCUGCAUUAUUCUUUAUGCGUGAACUGACUCUCGGAAAUGAAAAAGGGCUUGUCUAUGAGCAAGAGUUUAAUGUGCAAGCGUCGUUGUUGUGUCGUGUUACAGUACAACUGAUCAAUAUUAUUGUGUUUUGAGGAUAGUACUGUGAGCACCUAACUUGACAACACCAAAUUAAUCUUGGCACUGGUAGCAGAGGUGCAGGAACACUGGACGACAAGUUGGCGUAUAAUGGGGACGAGAGGUGACUGGUGUAUAAGCACGCAAAACGACAGUAUAGAUCCCUUUCCCUGCAGAGAGAACCUCCCACCUAUUGAGUAAAGUACUUCAAAGCGUAACGUGAGCAAUGGCGCUGCCAUCGCUGAUGUUCCCGAUGCUGGAGAACACUACUCUGGAGGAGCUGCAGUGCCUGCUGGCGGAAGCCACGGGGGCAGAGCUGGAAGCGGCGGUGUCGGGGGCCAGCUGCCCCCGAGCCUGGGACAGCGUCACCUGCUGGCCAACCUCGCCGGCCGACACACUUGUGCUGAUGCCCUGCUUCUCGGAGCUCAACGGCAUGCCGUAUGACACCAGCCAAAAUGCGAGCCGGUGGUGCCACGCGAACGGCACGUGGUCGAGCUACAGCAACUACUCGUCGUGCGAGGCGAUGCUGCCCAAGAUGCCGGUGGUCGAGGUGAUCGACGAGGUGAUCGUCGAGGUGGCCACGACGCUCUACUUCACCGGCUACUCCGUCUCGCUCGCCGCCCUCGUCGUCGCCGUCACGAUCUUCCUAUACUUCAAAGAGUUGCGAUGCCUCCGAAAUGCCAUCCACAUGAAUCUCAUGUGGGCGUAUAUCCUCACCGACUUCUGGUGGAUUCUGACUGGUAUUGUAGAGGUAUCAGAGAAAGUGAGUAGCUCUGUAUGCGUCGUCCUGGUGCUACUUUUCUACUAUUUUCAGAUGACUAACUUCUUCUGGAUGUUUGUAGAAGGACUUUAUUUGUAUAUGCUGGUGGUGCAAACGUUUACGGGGAAGCUUAUGCAGAUGCGUGCUUACAUUCUCAUCGGAUGGGGGGUGCCACUAGUAAUCAUAACCGCGUGGGGCAUCGCGAAAGGUCUCACUACGGGGACGGGAGACCCCACGGUGCCGAGCGCCGAACCGCUGCGCCUGCACUGCCCGUGGAUGGACGUUGACGCGUACGACUCGAUCCACAUGGGCCCCAUCAUGCUCGUGCUGUUCGCUAACCUCGGCUUCCUCGCCAGGAUUAUGUGGGUGCUGAUCACGAAGCUGCGGUCGGCGAACACGGUGGAGACGCAGCAGUACCGGAAGGCCAGCAAGGCGCUGCUGGUGCUGAUCCCGCUGCUCGGCAUCACCUACAUCCUGGUCAUCGCUGGCCCGAGGGAGGGCCUCUCAUCUGACGGCUACAUCUACGUCAGGGCCAUCCUCAUCUCCACUCAGGGCUUCAUGGUGGCGCUGUUCUACUGCUUCCUGAACUCGGAGGUGCAGACUGCAGUGCGGCACCGGCUGGACAGCUGGCAGACGGCUCGCUCGCUGCGGACGCGGGGGCGUGACUCACGGAGGCGGCACCGCAGCAGCAGCGGCGGCCGCCCCAGCAAAGACUGGUCGCCGCGGUCGCGCACCGAGAGCCUCAGGAUGGCGUCCAGGGUGUCGGUGAUCGCCGGCUGCGACCUGCCGGACGGCGCGGCGGCCUCCCGCCCCAGCCACGUCAACGGCGGCGGCGGCGGCGCCGUCACCCCGGCCAUCGCCUGGCUGUCCACACGCACCGGCUGGAAUUGAGCGUCUCCGCGACUCUGGAACACUGCCUUCAGCGGCUGGUGCGCUAUCACCGUGCUUCAUCACUACGUGGCGAGGAAGUGUUCCUGCGGCGCCCUGCAGACGUGGUUCGUGCUGUCUCUCUCUCGGACAAUACAGGCGAAUAGUAAUUCGCUGGUGUUGUCCUAUUUGGGAACCAACUAGUACGUAUAGCUGUCGUCAGUAUUUUGGUUGGCAGGACCUACAAAUAUGAAAAUCAAGUGCAGUAGUGGAAUUAACACCAAACCACAGUGUACAUCAUACUAACUGCCCUAAAAUUACGCAGUGAGUGGCCGAAAACGAAAAGGGUUCCACCUUUUUAGAAUAUCGUGUGUUCUACUUCCCAUGCGUACUUUCAGCAAUGUAUAGCUCUGCCGUGGAACGGACCUCGACAUUUCGUUACAAUACACGCGAUUAUAACGGGAAAAACUCAGUUCUAUAUCAUUAUUCCUCGUAUACACACUCCCACCCCGCCACAGUGUCAUGAUGUAUCAGUUCGAGGUCUGUCUACUGCUGACAUAAAUUCCAGGUCUUCCAGGUACUAUGGAGUUCACAAGGUUUGUAGCGUAACAGAAUACUCGAGGACACAAUGCUGUCCAGCUUGUGCUCUAUAGUUUUACAGUAGAACAACAGGAUACUUGAGACCAGGUGUUGUGUAGUAAUUUCCUGGUGCUGUCCCAUUUGGGAGCUACGUACGAGCUCUGUACGGCAUUAUAAUGCGUGCAGGAAAAACUGACCAUGAUCGUGUGCAUAAACGUAGCAACAUCACAUCCCUCCUAUACGAUCCAAAAUUAAAAUUAGUCUGUAAAUUGGUGUUUCUUAAUGUUGAUGAUACUAAAUGUCGUAUUUUGUACAGUGCAUCAGUAUUUAAUACCAAAAACUGUUAAUGUAAUUGACUUCAAAAACGAACUGAAAGAAAUCAUUUUUUACUCAUUCAGUUGAUUGUGUACCGAGUAAUAAAUGAGUUACCUACUUUGCAGCUGCAAUAGAAAUGAUUCUCAUGUGUAUGCCUCGGUACCUUGAGUGAAGUAUGAGCCUAAGGAAACCUACUACACUACUUCAUCACGUCUCUGAUGUAAUAAAUGCCCCCCAAUGUAACUAAUUAGUUACCAAUAGUUCAACAAAUUGUCUUCGUCUACAUCAAUGUUUACGACAGUACGCUUCUGCGGAUACCCAAAGAAUACAGUUUUAAUCAAGGAUAUAUUAAAAGUACAUUUCUGCAACUCAUAGGAUAUUUCAGUAAUUAAUACCCGUUUAACACAUGAAAAGAUGCUUGCUACACAGGAGCUGAUAUCCGAAGAAAAGUUGUCAGAGCUAUCAGUGAUACUAAACUGUACUGGUGCAAUCAUACCAACAAAUAACGAUACAAAUUAUAAGUUUUAACUGCUGAGAACAAGAAUACCAUAACAAACGGAGUACAAACUCAGAUAGAUUAAGGAUGAGAUACGAAACGCGCCACUAACCUAUUAAUUAACAAAUUUGCCUAUUGUGUGAAGACGGAGAACCUAAAGAGAAUCUAAUGAUGAAAAUUCGAAGCUCCCUUCCCGGGAAAAAGGUGUAGUACAAAAGAAAUUGCAGUUGCUUAUAGCAUUACACUAACUCACAGCGUGAAGAACAAAAUAUAAAUGACAGAACCACAUAUACUUGAACUGAACAUGCCUCGUGUAGUGCCAAGACAGUCAGUAUGUUGUUGUGGUCUUGUCCAGAGACUGGUUUGAUGCAGCUCUCCAUGCUACUGUAUCCUGUGCAAGCUUCUUCCUCUCCCAAUGCCUACUGGAACCUACAUCCUUUUGAAUCUGCUUAGUGUAUACAUCUCUUGGUCUCCCUCUACGAUUUUUACCCUCCACACUGCCCUCCAAUACUAAAUUAGUGAUCCCUUGAUGCCAUAGAAUAUGUCCUACCAGACAGUCAGUAUAUUAUUCACUAGUUCCACCUACAGUAUCUAAGCGAUAAGGAAAAGAACAAUAUUUCUACAUAAUUGUUGAAGUCGUUGACUGCUAUAGGCAGCUUUGUUUCCACAAAAUACGGUUGCCGCCUUUUCAUAUCCCAUUUCGUCAAACACGUUUUCCUCAUCUUCAAUUCAUCUUACAAUGAAUUUAGUGUUGAUUGCGCCAUAAAAUAUGGAAUCCUGUAAAGAACUUAUCUUGAGUAACUUUCUUCAGUCAUUAUCAUCACCAUCAUGGUCAGCUAUUUGACAUCCGCUGUGACAUCCUCUACACUUUUCAUGCUGUAAGGUUUUUAGAUUUACGCACGUUAAGUUGCUCCUCCAUGAUUCCUGACGUCCAUUCAUCUUCAGUGAGGUCAUCUUCGUGGCCUUUCCUCACUUCUUGAAAUCUGAUAAAGAGAUUCUUUGUUUCUUCGUCCCCUCCAUUUAAUUCUGAUUAUGCUACAACUGUUUUUCAUAUAAAUCUUCAGGUUGAUCCAUUAGUACUUUCUUACCUGCUAGUAAUUCCUAGCGCACGUAUCUCCGUUGCUCGGUGAGUAUUUCUCGAUUUGUUGUGUGGUUUUUACAGUAAAUAUCAAGUCUGAAUAUCACAGUGAAAUCUUGAUACUAUACUGUAGUAAACCUUCCUGUUAGCCACACUUCGAUGGAUUAUUUUGAAAAUUCUAUUUAAUUUAACAACUACGCUCCGUGCCAUUUUUAUCCUUCUGUGUAUUUCUUUUAUUGCCCAUCAAGCCAUUGUCUUCAAGCCCCGUAUUAAAAAAAAAAGUGGAAAUAUAUAUAAAGUUUCUGUGGCUUCAUUGUCAUUCUGUAUAGUUUUGCUUUGUGUUCAUACCGAAUUAUUUUAGUCUUACUGUAAUUUUGAAACCUACCUUAAAACUUGCUAUAGUAAUUUUUUUAAUUUGUUGUUGAUUACACACUUCCGUGUCAUGAGUUGACCGAAGAUGGUUCAGAUACGUUUCACUAACAAGUUUUAUUCCUUUAAUCUACCAUUUUAAGCUUAUGAAGAAUUACUCUUAUAGUCCCUUCCUCUUUCCCCUCUGACAACCACGCUACACUAUUCUCUAGUACACUAAAAGGUGUUGAAGCAGCGUCUGGCUUUUGAAGGGUUGAGAUUUCUUUGUCACCCAGUAGAAACCAUUCUGUCUCUAGGACUUCAAAUCAUUUGUAUUGCUUAUUUCUUUCUGCAGAUUAAUUAAGCAAUAAAUAAACGUAAAUUGUACUACGACCAUCAGAACCAAACUUAUUGCUUUGAUUCACAUCUUUUGCUUUUUCCAUACUGUUGGUAUAAUGUUACUGAGUUUCUCUUAUACCAUGGGAAAGGGGUUAGUAUGUUUGAUUGAUUUUUUUCCUCGUAUAUCCCCGAUUUUUUGACGAAGACCAAGAGUAGCAUUUUCGACUUUCGUGGAAUCAGCUCCCCACUGAGUAUUAAUAUUACUUCCAUUUGUUAUCUAUUUACUAGCGAGAAAAUCAGUUGCUUUACAGUUAUAUUUUUUAUUUUACUUCGAUGUUUAUCUCAUUACUGUACAAUCAGUUCCAACACAGCAUUGCCUUAUCUUCAGGUAUUUAUUACGCUUGUUUCAUGAAUGGAGUGCCAUAAAUACUGUGACCGUGAUUCCUUCAAGGGACACGAUUUAAUAAUUCUUGUCAAACACUCUCUGCUCUCUAGAAGGUACAUAAAGAUCAGACAAUGAUAUCUUGAAGUCGAUUUACAUAAAUCAGACAAGCAUCAAAAUAAAAGGAAAACACAGUUGCAAGGAAACUGGCUUUCAUUGUAAUAAUGUGCAUCAUUGUUCCCGGUUUCUGGAGUCGCCUUCUUUCAUGAUAUUCGCUAGAAUACUUUCUAUCUUAGUUUUCAGUUGCUUAUUGCUCCCACUUUCGUAAGUUCUACUGAAACACCGUCAUCUCCAGACCUUGUCCUUCAUUAAUAACCCAAAUGACUUGAUACACUUCAUAUGUCAUUAAUUCUGAAACAUUGUUACUGUCAUUAUCAAGUGCCCCAGUUUAUGAUUCAUCUCUUGAAAUACACAAACAUGUAAAGAACUGUCGAGAUUUUUGGAUGAAUUUCUCUCUGUUCUGACUGCUAUCUUUGCACAUAAAAUGUGAUUUCCACACAACAUUUUAUUAUUUUCGUUUCGUCAUAUUUCAUUGUUUUCAUUUUUUUUCUUACAAAAUUUUCGUCGUUGCUCUCGAAGAUAGUUCUCGGAGUAUUCCCUGAUUCAGUAUGUACUUCCACUGUUUACUUGGAAAUUGUGUAUUCUCUUUAAUACAAGAAAUUCACUUUCUACCUUUGCCCUUCUCUUCGUCCUGUUGCGUCUUUUGCUGUUUGCAUAAAUAAAUUUGUUAAAGAAUUUCCCUCUUUGUCUGUGUUCUUAUAACCCUCAUUUUGCCAAACACUAAAUUUAUACACUGAUAUUCUUAGAUAAUAUCUGAUCACUUGCCAUUUUGUUUCUUUCUAUCACCACACUUCCUUUUCUGUGUAUCUAACCAGCCUACGACGUCUUGAUAUUCUAAAUCAGCUUCCUACAGUCUAUUUUUAUUUGAAAUAAAUAUUCAGUUUCAGUUUCUUAUCUAUUAUAGAUUUUGGUGAAGUGAGAGGAUAUUAUUCUAAUAAAAAUGGUCAAUAAAUAUUCAAAUAGCCAGAAAUCCUUUUUUUAACAAAGAAGCUUCAUUUUAAGGUGUAUGAAGUGAAAUAAACCUUUUAAGUUCUUGUGGUGUCUUUUAACAAUUGUAGAUUCCGUUUUGCAUUCCAUUUGUUCAGCUCCAGUUCCAUAUACAGUAUAUUUAGUUAUUUCUAGGAAAUCUGUUAGGGACAUUACAUUGUUCUUCGUGAAAAAUUCUACUAAAUUCUGCUUUCUAUAGUAUCAGGUACCAUGUAUAAACUACCUCAGUGAAGAAUAAUUCUUAGUGUUUAUUCUACUCUGAAAAUGAUUUCUGUUGUGAUUCAGUAGUGACCUUUUCUGGCCUCAGCUUCUGUAACUCUUCCUAGAAGUAUUCCACCCCCUCAAUAGACUGAGGACGUCUUGAAGCGUAGACCAGAAUGAUUUUGAUGUAAUAUACUUUAAAAAUAAUAAAUUCGUAUCUUGUUCUGAAGUUAGAUAUUUUUUCAUAAUCUGUAAUAUAAUUUUUAAUUCGAGGGUUUACAAUAAAGUUUCAUCAAAAGUCACUCCAUUUUCUGUUCUAGUGAAAUACAACGAAUAUCAUGAAUUUAUUUGUAUUUGACUCAUUUUCUGCAUUGCCCUGAUAGUUCUACUAUAUUAUAUUUGACCUUGUUUUAUUCUACUUAUAGCGAUGCUAUCAUCAGAUAUAAAAUUUAAAAUUUUUCCUACCACUGCCAAAACACCACAGGAACCUUUUUCUAAAUUUCGUUUCAGCGUCACUAUGUUCUGUAGACGCCUGUGCAAUAAUUUCCAUGAGUACCACAUUCACCAAGUUUCUCCAGUUUAUGUCAUCGUUCACUAACGUCCCCAACUGCUUUUCUUUCCCAUAUGUAUGGUUGUCGUCGUUAGUGGGAUAUUAAACUAUGAACAUGAUUCCUGUUCGUCUACUUUCUCGAAAUUUGGAAUAUCUGCAACGAUUGCAAGCAAUAUUUCAAGAACAUAUUCCUUAUCAGGACCUACUACCUAUAGUAAAACAUAGCUGGAGAAUGUAUAUGAAGUUCUACUGAAAUCUUCGAAGAUCUUUAAAAGUGCCACUCUCUUUGUCGUAUAUAACAUGCCUUAAUUUUUAAGUUAGCAUCCAAUGGUAAAGAUAGAUUGUUGGCAGGUCUGUAACACAUCGACUCUUAGCGAUGUCUUUGUUGUCUAGUUCUUCUUCAGUUUCAUUUAUUUAGAUUUUUUUUAAUUUUCUUACACGUCAGUUUUCUCCUGGACUUUUCCAUGAAUAGCUUGUUGGAAUAUUGUCUUUUAGCGUAUCUUCUCUAUCAUUUCAAAGUAAAAAUUUUGCCAAGAACCACAUUUUAACACACACAUCUCAUUUAUUUACAAGAAUUCGGUACGGUACUUCUGUGUAGCAGAUCCAUCGCUUGUAAACAUUUCUUGCCAGAUUUCCUUGCUUUCGUGUGUGUGGUUUAUAAAUUCCUUGAUUAUAACGAAAUGUAUUCAUAAAACACUUCUUCUAUAUCUCUGUGGUAAAUUACAUCACAACACUACACCUUCUGUUUCCCUCUUCUUUCCUUGUGAUUUUAAUAAUCCAAGAUUUGCUCGCUUCCAUUUAUUUAUUCCAUACUGUGCAUCCAGCAGACUAAUUUCAGUUCCAAACGUUCUACAUGUAAUGAUCUCUGUACUGCAUUACGAUAAAAGUAGUUGCUUUUACAAUAUGUAAUAUGUUAUUGUUAACAGACUUCUUCAAGUCGAGCAUGUAUAGAGUGUGGAAAUUGCCACUUGUGUGUUGGACUGUAUGUGCGAGUGUGUCAUUGUGAAAGUCACACUGAUGUGUGAAGAAUGCGUAUGAAAUGGCCUACUUUGCAAGAUGCUAGUUAGUUAAAUACAUCUUGCAGCAAGAUGUCAUAAAGAAAGUAAAUGGUCAUGCGAUAUAGUUGCACACAUCACAUGAGUUCCGUAAGCAGGCCAUGAUAACGUCAUGCCUGUGGUACAUGAGAUACAUAAUAAUUCUCAAAUCAUGGUGGAUCAUGGCUUAUCAGUAAAAUCAAUUAGACAUGUAAAAAAUGUCUGGUUCUCAGAUUUUCUUUUAAUGAUCCCGAGAAGGGUACUGAGACGACCGCCUUUUUGACGGCAUUAUCCAGAUACGUCUUUUCCUGGGCUGUACAUUCGUGUAGCUUCUGAUAUUGAUGUCUACUUUCCACAGCAAAUCAUCAUGCCAUUAUUUGCGACCGUUACAUAACCAAAAGAACAAGAUACACAGUAAAGUGUGCUGCUGAGUAGUGCACGUUUAGCGCUUUUCAAAAGAAGUCAGUAUUUUUGGCUUUGUCACCAGCUGACCUGUAGGACAGGCUGCUCCCAUAAAAUGAUCUUUAUGAGGAAUGAAGUAUUCUUAGAUCCAAUAUAUAUGCGAUUCAAGAGAAAUGAUAAAAUAGCGUCGUACUAAAGAAAUGUUGAAAUGUACCGUAAUGUCUUUAGUUUCUUACUGUAUCUCUUCCCUACUGUUAAUACGCUGAGCCCAGACGGCCGCGUAGUUGUGGCUAUAAAUACGAGUGAGGAAAAAUCUAAUUUUAUUCUUCAUUGUAACAUUAAAUAAAUCUCUCAAAAUAUGACAGAUGUUAAAAUGACCAAUGAAAUACUUUGUACGAAAGGAUUUAGGAUUGCGAGGCAUAGAAAUAAUUCCACUGUGAUGAUAAAAAAUAAAAAUGACAAUCUUCCCUAGGUUCAAUGGAUAUUACUCAAUGAUUGUGUAGAAUUACGUAUCAGUAACGAACACGCAAUGGUUUCGUUAUCGUUACGUAACAUAGCUUACAAAUUUGUCAAGAACUAAAUGUGUAAUCUUAAUUACAUUUAAAUUUGUUUUUAUUUUGAGGAGGUCAACUGACAGAAUUAGACAUAAAAUACUUACACUUCAUACUUGUUGAUACUAUCGUGGAAAUCAAUGAGAAAUCACUACAUCAUUUACUGAGGUCUUCGUACUUUCGUCUCGUUCAAAUCUUUUCUCAGCGUGAAGAGAAACUGUUAAGGACGUUGUAAAAUAUGCUUUGGUCUGCCUGUUUUUGAAGAGUGCCGAUAACGUAAAGUACAAAUGGAGAAAUAUAAAUUGGUCCAAUUAAAUGUUCCUUCUGUAAAAUAUCCUGUAGAUGAAAAUAUGUUUAAAAGAUAUUUAUAUCAGAGGAAAGAUAAUGACAAACAAAGAAAUCAUUAAGUGUCAAGUUUUCUAAUUUUAAUUUUACAUCCCGUUAUUUGCAUGUGGUUACAUGGUGCACUGGAUUGUACGUGUGUUCAAAUCAUACUUGUACCGAAUUACUAGAGUAAGAACAAUUUAUUAUUUGGAUUGAUGUAUUUUUGUAAAAAAGACCUUCAGUGUUUCUGUAAAACAAUAAAAGCAAUUGAUAUCAA
Molecule: messenger RNA, 10290 nt
Organism: Schistocerca gregaria
Lineage: Eukaryota; Metazoa; Arthropoda; Insecta; Orthoptera; Acrididae
Product: diuretic hormone receptor-like
Exons: 12
Coding region: 907-2331 (474 amino acids)
Biological process (GO): adenylate cyclase-modulating G protein-coupled receptor signaling pathway; cell surface receptor signaling pathway
Cellular component (GO): plasma membrane
Molecular function (GO): diuretic hormone receptor activity; peptide hormone binding; G protein-coupled peptide receptor activity
Source: RefSeq, a predicted model, not a curated record